Messenger RNA from Polyodon spathula (Mississippi paddlefish), 4131 nucleotides. RefSeq names its product semaphorin-3D-like. Bases 215 to 2506 code for a protein of 763 amino acids. The transcript is spliced from 19 exons. Gene Ontology annotation, molecular function: semaphorin receptor binding; chemorepellent activity. Gene Ontology annotation, biological process: negative regulation of axon extension involved in axon guidance; negative chemotaxis; neural crest cell migration. The record is from RefSeq and is a predicted model, not a curated record. NCBI's taxonomy places the organism in Eukaryota, Metazoa, Chordata, Actinopteri, Acipenseriformes, Polyodontidae.
GCUUGAUGUGGAAAGUCAUUUUGCACAGAAGGAGUCUUAUUUGGAAUACCUCACACAGCACAUGAGUCUACAAAAUUCCAUCUGGAGAGAAUUUCGACUACAACUGUAGAUAUAGUUUCUUCCUUUGCCAUUGAAUCCAGCUGGCCACUGAAACCAAAAGUUUGCAGGUUCCCCUUAGGGUGAUGUUGUAAGGCAGCGUGACUCUGGAAUCGAGAUGGGAUUUCUGACUGUGUUGCCCAGGAGGAGGGCACUGCUCCUCUGUCUGCUUAUCCAGCUUCUCCAGGUGGCCUCCUGGAGCUCAGCUUGGACUCCGGGGGCGGCGCGCCUGCGCCUCUCAUACCGAGAUCUGCAGACAUCCAACAGUUCCACUGUCUUCAUAGGUUCCAUAAACAGCUCCAGCUACCAGGCUCUCCUAUUGGAUGAGGACCGGGGGUGGCUUUUGGCUGGAGCUAAAAACUACAUCUUCCUAUUCCGUUCAGACAACCUGAAUGAAAGUCCAGACAAGAUUUAUUGGCCAGCUGCAAACGAUCAUGUUGAACACUGCAAACUGGCAGGGAAGAAUGCUGAGACAGAAUGUGCCAAUUUCAUUCGGCUCCUCCAGCACUUUAACAAGACCCAUGUGUACGCAUGUGGAACAGGGGCCUUUCACCCAGUCUGUGCCUACAUUGACCUAGGCCACAGCUCAGAGGAGCCUACUUUUCUCCUCAUCCCUCAUUUAGUGGAGUCAGGCCGGGGGAAAUGUCCAUACAGUCCCCUGGAGCCAUUCACUGCAGCGCUCACUGAUGAAAAGCUCUAUGCUGGAACAUCAGUGGACUUCAUGGGCACAAAUGCAGCCCUGUUCCGGACCGCCAUCCAGGGAAGCAGCCAACACUACAUCCGGACCGAAGCCAAUCAAGACCACUGGCUCAAUGACCCCAAGUUCAUUGGUUCCUACUGUAUCCCUGACACCCACAGCCCUGAUGAUGAUAAGGUGUACUUCUUCUUCAAGGAGAAAGCUGUGGAGUCCAACCAGUGGGACAAGCGUAUCUACACCAGGGUGGCCCGAGUCUGCAAGAAUGAUGUUGGUGGAAAGCGGAGCCUGAUUAACAGAUGGACCACAUUUCUGAAAGCCCGGCUGGUGUGCUCAGUCCCAGGGCCUGAAGACAGACACACAUACUUUGAUGAACUUGAGGACAUCUUCCUGCUUGAGACAAGAGAUGAACAAAACCCCCUUGUGUUUGGUGUGUUCUCUGCCUCCAGUGCUGUAUUCAAAGGCUCAGCUGUCUGUGUUUACUCCAUGGCCUCCAUCCGCGCUGCCUUCAAUGGGCCUUUCGCACACAAGGAGGGGCUGGACUACCGCUGGGUAGAGUAUAAAGGAAGGAUCCCAUACCCAAGACCGGGCACCUGUCCAAGCAAGACCUACGACCCCUUGCACAAGUCAACGCAGGACUUUCCAGAUGACGUCAUCAGCUUCAUGCGAGGGCAUCAGCUCAUGUGGGAGGUGGUCCACCCUCUCAACAGGAAGCCACUGUUCGUGAGGUCUGGCACCCCCUACCUGCUCAAGAAGGUAGUGGUGGACAGAGUGGAGGCAGAAGAUGGACAGUAUAACAUCCUGUAUCUGGCAACUGAUGAUGGCAAAGUGCUGAAGGUGAUCUCCAUCCCCAAAGAGAGCUGGCAGUCAGAGGAGGUCGUGCUGGAGGAGCUCAGUGUUUUUCAGAAGCCGACCCCUAUCCUUAACAUGAAGCUUUCUACAAAACGGCAACAGCUGUAUGUGAGCAGCGUCUCCGGCGUGGCCCGGGUGUCCUUGCACCGCUGUGAUCUCUAUGGAAAAGCUUGUGCAGAUUGCUGCCUGUCCAGAGACCCCUACUGUGCCUGGGAUGGCAGCUCCUGCAGCAGGUACUUCUCAACCAACAAGAGACGUGCCCGGAGACAAGAUGUUAAGCACGGGGACCCCAGGAGCCAGUGUCAGGACAUUGGAGAUGGCUUUGAUGUUGUGGAAGAAAAGGUGAUAUAUGGGGUGGAGACCAACUCCACCUACCUGGAAUGUGUCCCCAGGUCUCAGCAAACCAGCAUCCGGUGGACUGUACAGCACCCCAGAGCAGACCACAGCCAAGAGUUAAAAAACGACGAUAGGUUUGUGUAUAUGGAGCAUGGCAUUCUUAUUCACCAGCUGGAGAAACGUGACGCUGGCAUUUACUCCUGCCUGGCUGAGGAGCUCUCCUUCUCCCACACCAUUGCCCGCUACAGCCUCCGCAUCAUUGAGCACGAGCAUAUCGGGGCUCCACCCAGCAGGGGUGGGGCUGAGAUAGUGGUGGGAGGGGUUAGACAAGGACCCAUCCCCUUUGAACAGAGUCAUCUGCAUUACAAGGACUACACGCAGCUGACCGUCUCUGGAAUGACUGCUGACGAGUACUGUGACCAAAUCUGGCACAGAGCGAAGCGCAGGCAGAAAAUGCACAAUUUAAAGUGGAAACAGGCACUGGAGAAUAGAAAGGGCAGAGUGCGCAGGCAUCCGAGGACUGAGUGAAAAGCCAGGGUUUUCGAAUUAAAUGCCCCCUUACACACAACUAGUUCAGAUGAUCAACUGCUUGCAAUCCCUGCAGUCCCACUGAAAAGUCCAAAUUCAAAAGCAACUUAUUUAUUAGAUCAGGCUUAUAUCCUUGCUUGAAAACCUGUAUUACCAUGAAGAGGACAGCACCUUGAAAUGCUUGCCUGUGAAAGGUGCUUAAUGAAUGUGUACUGUGCUAUACAAAAAGAACUUGCUAUAGCGUGAAAUAAGGAGGUUGUUAAUCAUGGCCCAAGCUUCUACGUUUAAUAGGAUAUCUGUCUAUAUUCCAAUAUAGGAAGAAUGUAUUUUUAAUGUCAUAUGCACCUCUAUGGAACGCAAUCCUCAACAUUUUCCUGUUUUUAUUAGGCAUACCUAAAUAUAGACAAAAGUAACACAAAAAAGACAGCAAGAAGUAGUAAUCUGUGUUAUUAAGUACUGAAACAUAUUAUGAUGGCUUUGUCACACAACUCAUUUUCUUUUCUUCAGAAUUGCAAAAAGGCUAUUUUCUUGUGACUGUAUAUGAAGUCUUACAUGCCUGGUCAACUGUCAAGCAGUUCUGAAAACAAACAAAAGACCAAAGCACUGGUAGAAGCUGGAAGUUUUUUUUUUUUUUUUUUUUUUUCUUUACCUAGUCAUGCGACUGCACUGCUUGUUCAAGAAUUCUACCAGCAGUUUCUGGAAUUUUCUUCACAGGUGCAACCUGAAGAUAUUACAUCAAGUGGACCCAGAAUUUGUAAUGCACGCAAACUGGAACAAGGAUGGUGGACUUAUUUUUUAUUAUUAUUAUUAUUAUUGUUUUUAUUACAGUGGGAAUAUACCACUCCAUGCUUUAUUUUUAUACAUUUUGUUUGUGAAAAUGCACAAUAAAAUCAAAAUCAAAAUUAUUAGCAUGCUUCAACAAAUGGUCUGAGCACUUAAAUAUUUAAUGUGUACCUACCAUAAACAAGAGAAUGGAAAGUGUGUCUGUCACUUAUUUCAGUUUGGACUGGGUAAAAUAUUAAUUUAAUCAAAUUAUCUGUGAGCGAAGUUUAAAUGAAUAUUGUUUGAAAAUGUAUGUAAAAAUAAAGCUAUGUAAAUUUAAACUAUUACCCUUAAGUUGUGCCCAGAGGUGCAUUACAAAGGGACAUUAUUAAUUUACUUGAAUCUUAAAUAUCUGAUCUGGUAUUAAAUUAGUCCUAAUCUUUCAAGACAAAUUUCUUACCUCUUCUCAGGAAAGAAAUAACAUUAUUUUUGGAUAAUCAAAUAACUAAAACAGUUGCAACUGCAUCCUGUCAGCAGCUGCAUCAGAUCGUGCUACCAAUCAAAAGCAAAUAUGCAGGAAGAAGCCAAUUAUUUUUUAAUCUUUAAUACCAGAAUUAUUAAAAUAACCAAGAUAGAAGUAUAAAACAAAGUGCAAAACCAGAAGCUAUUCAGCACAGUAAAAAGGGAACCAGUUAUAAUGUAUAAAACUACUAAAGCCCCUUUCACAGUGGCAUGCUAAACCUGGGUCAGAACCAACCAGGGUCAUGAUCCGGUGUCAGGCGGGUCGAUUACACGAUUUCACACUGCUUUUGAUAAAGCAGGGUUGACCUGGGUGACAGAUGCAAGUGCACAAUGCGCGUCCG